CCCUCCUCACUCUCUUCGUCCUCCUCAUCUCUCUCUCCCUCCACUUCCUCUUCCAAAACCCCUCUUCGGGCCCGGGCCCACUCCCUCCGGGCCGGGCCGGCUGGCCCGUCCUCGGCGAGAGCCUGGACUUCCUCUCGACAGGCUGGCGCGGCCACCCCGAAAAAUUCAUCUUGGACCGAAUCUCCCGAUACUCCUCCCUCGUCUUCCGCACCCACCUCCUCGGCGAACGGGCCGCCGUCUUCUGCGGGCCCACGGCCCACAAAUUCCUCUUCUCCAACGAGAACAAACUCGUCCAAUCAUGGUGGCCCGCUUCAGUCGACAAAGUCUUCCCAUCCUCCUCCUCCCAAUCCUCCUCCAAAGAAGAAGCCAUCAAGAUGCGCAAGAUGCUCCCCAAUUUCCUAAAACCGGAAGCCCUCCAGCGCUACGUGGGUGUAAUGGACCGCACCGCGGAGAAACAUUUCUCCGCGGGGUGGGAGAAUAAUGAUACCGUGCUCGUUUUCCCUCUCGCGAAGAGCUACACGUUCUGGCUGGCGUGCAGGCUUUUCCUGAGCAUGGAGGAUUCGAGCAGCGUGGAACGGUUUGCCGAGCCGUUUAACGAGCUGGCGUCGGGACUCAUCUCGGUCCCCGUGGAUUUGCCCGGGACGCCGUUUAAUCGGGCUAUUAGGGCGUCGAAUUUUAUUCGGAAGGAGCUUGUGAAGAUUAUUGGGCAGAGGAAGAGGGAUUUGGCCGAGGGGAAGGCGUCCGCCACGCAGGAUAUACUUUCGCACAUGCUGCUGACGUGUGAUGAGAAUGGGAAGUUUAUGGGGGAGCUUGAUGUAGCGGAUAAGAUCCUGGGGUUGUUGAUUGGGGGACAUGAUACGGCCAGCUCCGCGUGUGCGUUUGUCGUCAAGUAUCUGGCGGAGCUGCCGGAGGUUUACCAAGGGGUUUAUAGAGAGCAAAUGGAUAUUGCUAACUCAAAGAAGGCUGGUGAGGUGUUGAAUUGGGAUGACAUUCAGAAGAUGAAAUACUCGUGGAAUGUGGCUUGUGAAGUGCUGAGGCUGGCGCCACCACUCCAGGGCGCUUUUAGAGAGGCCCUCACUGAUUUCAUGUUCAAUGGUUUCUCCAUCCCCAAGGGCUGGAAGAUAUAUUGGAGUGCGAAUUCCACGCAUAGGAACCCGGAUUGCUUUCCGGAUCCGUUAAAGUUUGACCCAUCGAGAUUCGAAGGGUCCGGGCCUGCUCCAUACACGUUCGUCCCAUUCGGAGGAGGCCCGAGAAUGUGCCCUGGAAAAGAGUAUGCAAGGAUGGAAAUCCUUGUGUUCAUGCACCAUCUUGUGAAGAGGUUCAGAUCGUCUGAAACUCAGAGUCCGUUGGGUAACCGGACUAUCUUCGAGAUUGCUGAAUCGGACCUCGGGAUCACCGGGUCGCUCUUGGUCUGGGUGCAGUUGUGUCACUUGCACUGCAUACGUCGUGCGCCGGCCUCACGCGGGAUGCGCCGGAACCGGACGUCGCACGUCGGGUGCUGCAAACGAGCGUCGCGCGUCGGGUGCUGGUCUGCGAUCGUCGCGCGUCGGGCGCUGCCGACAGGAAUCGCGCACCAGGCGCUGAGUGCAGGCAAUGCGCGUCGUGCACUACCGAGAACUUCGCGAGUCUGUGCGGGUCUGCCGAGGAGCUCGCGGGUCGUCUGCGGUCAAAGCACCGUCGGGUGGGCGGGUCGCGAGGAUGCUGUCGAGGACGUCGCGGGUCUGCACGUCGCCGGGAACAAAAAAUCUCCGGGAACUCGCGGGUGGCCGAGGGCUGCUCCAUUUAUUCUCGGUCAAGAAAAUAAAUUCGUUGGGAUGCGAAAAACUAAACCUUAUAAUCUUUUGAUGUAUUACCUCUACACCUACUUCGAGUAG
Messenger RNA from Striga asiatica, 1874 nucleotides. The record is from the annotation of a GenBank genome assembly. NCBI's taxonomy places the organism in Eukaryota, Viridiplantae, Streptophyta, Magnoliopsida, Lamiales, Orobanchaceae.